AUGUGUGAUUUGGUCGCGCGUACGGGUCGGCUCCAGCAGCGGUACGAGGAUGGCUCACGUCUCGUAGCUGGGUGUAUUCCGUUUAGGUAUAUAAACUCUGAAGGAAAUGGUAAGUCUGACUCUGGGAAAAUUGUUCAAGUGUUGAUGAUCAGCUCAUCUAGUGGACCGGGACUUUUGUUUCCCAAGGGAGGAUGGGAGAAUGAUGAGACAGUCAGGGAAGCUGCAGUAAGGGAAGCAGUGGAAGAAGCAGGAGUGCGUGGAGUUUUAAUGGAUUUUUUGGGAGAUUAUGAGUUCAAGAGCAAAACACACCAAGAUGAGUUUAGCCCUGAAGGUUUAUGUAAAGCAGCAAUGUAUGCAUUGUAUGUUAAGGAAGAACUAAAGACGUGGCCUGAACAAGAGACGAGAACACGGACAUGGCUGACAAUUGAAGAAGCUGUAGAGAGUUGCAGGCAUGCGUGGAUGAAGGAUGCAUUGGUGGAAGGAUUCUGUAAAUGGCAUAAGGAGAAGAUGGCUAAAGGAGAGGAGACAACAAAUGAAGAUUGA
This is a messenger RNA of Arabis nemorensis, 543 nucleotides long. The record is from the annotation of a GenBank genome assembly. Lineage: Eukaryota; Viridiplantae; Streptophyta; Magnoliopsida; Brassicales; Brassicaceae.